GUUCGUUUGGAAACACGCUUGAACUUUGGGUACCUGAGUGAGCAGAGUUACAGUAGUCCAUGUAAUUUCUUCUUCACCAUAACAGUAAGAAUGGAGAGGAGCUCAGAGAUUAUUGGAGCAAUUAAAGCGCUUGGAUACACGGGCGGCUCCUGCCUCACACGGUGCAGGUGUGAUGAGCUUCCCUGUCCAUUGCUCACCUGGCUGUGUACAAAGCUCAGGACUCUUUGUCCGGAGCUGCGAGACUCAUAUAAGUCAAGUGAUGUGUUGCUGGUGGGAGAGCUUCGAAAUUUGUUGUCAAACAUGUCCUGUCCCCUCACUGUGCUGACUUCUGAAGUGCUGGAGCCCUCCAUCCUUAACAGUGUUACUGAGUUCCUCGUAGCAGAACUACAAGCAGCACACAUCAUCAAGCAUAAGGAAUUGCAGCCUGAAGAGAGUUCAACACACGAGGAGUCUGUGAAGGAACAGCGAGUGGAAGAUCACAGCCAUGAUGUUUUUGAAUUUUGUGAUGAAUAUGAAGGCGGUGAUGCUUUAGACACAGACAGAAGGAAGGCAGAGAUGCAGGCAGAAUGGAUAUUACUGCUGCAUGCCCUCGGUUUGGAUGCUUCAUCACAAUUGGAAGAUGUGCAUAGUGAGGUCAAGUUGAGGCUUGCUCGUCUACCAGGUGGAGACAUGACAAAGCCUCUUCUUAAUGCCAGCGUCAGCUCAGAGCAGUGGGCUCAAGUGAAAAAGAUCAAUCAAGUUCUGUCAAAGGACUAUCAGUGUCGGAGGCAAAUGAUGAUCAAACGCUUUCAAGUUACACUUGAGUCAUUUGCAUGGGGAGAAAAACAGAAGGAACGCAGUGCAGCUCUAGCCUCAGUACCUCCUCUUGCAUCUCUUACUGGAUCCUCCCAAGUGUCUCUAUCUCUUGUGCUCGCUGUCAGAGAGGAUCAGUCCUUCCUUGACCCAAUCAAAGCUGGAACAAGCACUCCCAUCUACAAGACAUUGAUGGGCAGCGUGCCUGACAGAGGAGGACGGCCAGGGGAGAUCGAGCCACCUAUGCCAACAUGGGGAGCGCGAAGAACACAAGGAAACAGAGGAGGAAGAGGAAGUGGACACCAUUCUCGGCAUAAGAAAAAGAAGGGGAAAAAAGAGUAGUCUUUUUCUGUGUUCAGCUUUACAACUUAAAUGGAAAAUAAUUUAUGAUUUUUCUUUAAUUUAUUUUUGGGAAAUGAAAUGCUUCAAUAUAUAGGUUAUAGUUCGGAAUGCGUCCAUAGUUUGUAGUUAUAGUGUGUCUACAGAACUAAAUGAGCACAUUUCUAAAGCAGCAUGUUAUUGCAAACUUAUACUGGUAUAUGUACAGGUAUCUUUUGUCAAAGUUUGUUAAUAUAGGGAACAGAACUAAAAAAUAACACUACUAGUAGUACAGCUUAUUUUUAUGUAUUUGUUUUCAAGAUCUAUUGUUUGAGAAUAAACCAGUUAAAAUCAUAUCACUGUAAUUUGUGUUAUGUUUUGUGCAA
Messenger RNA from Melanotaenia boesemani (Boeseman's rainbowfish), 1496 nucleotides. RefSeq lists its product as uncharacterized. Bases 91 to 1134 code for a protein of 347 amino acids. Gene Ontology annotation, cellular component: tRNA-splicing ligase complex. The record is from RefSeq and is a predicted model, not a curated record. The transcript has 8 exons. Lineage: Eukaryota; Metazoa; Chordata; Actinopteri; Atheriniformes; Melanotaeniidae.